CCCACGACCUCCUGUAUAUCAGGCGAGGCAGUUAACACCUCACCACCGUGGCACCCCCAAUUCGGUCGAAGCAACAAUUUGUGAAUAAACUAUUGGCAAGUUGUAAUUUAUGUAUAGUAAAUUGCAGUUAUAUUGAUUAUUCUUUACUCUUCCCUCCAAUAAUUAAUAUUACUCCAGUUCUUCGUUAUAGGCCAUUUUGCAUGACAGGCCUUUGUGAGUAUUCUGAGUUGCUACAACAUUUAGUAACUGUCCUAAUGAACUUCACCCAUAUUGAAGACUCGGUCUAGCAGACUGACUGUGUAAUCCCAUCCGUCCGUACGGUGUUCAACUAGCACAAUCAGGUGAAAAACACUUCAAUUUCUGCUUCUUUCCUUUAUAAUCUUUGUCAAAAUCUUGAUUUAAACUGCAGGAGGAAUCCGAUGAGCUAUGAAUUUCUUUUUCACAGAUGUCCAGUCUGGGCGGGACAGCAAGUUACAAUAGCAAACAAUACAAACACGAUAGGAGUGCAAAAUAGAGAAAGUGAUAAGCAAGUCAAUAAAUAUAAGAAACAAAUUAACUACAUAUUAUUGGUUCUUUCGGUAAAGUCACGUGACUUUACCGAAAGAACCAGGAAUAUGAAUUCCUGCAGUCACGAAAGCUUUAAAUCAAAAUUAACUACAGUUUAUCAAGCUUGGGCAAGGCAGCAAAAUCAACAAUAAAAAAAGUCCCAGAUCACACAAAGAUAACACAGUCUCUCAAUAAAAUGGUACAUUACACUGCUCGGCUCUGUAAUUCCUUCCCAUCUUCUCUCUUGCCAAGCUCCCUCAAUUCAAGAAACCUAUUAAAUGUUAUAUAUGAAACCUUCAUCUGUGCAUUUUGGUCUUUUUGGGCCUUGCACCACAACCGUCAUUUAAAUAAAAAAUGUUUUUCUCCAACCACAGCUUACCAGUGGACAGAGGCAUGGUCGAAGACCUGGGCAGUUCCUUGCGCGGGUUCCUCUGCGUCCUCUUUGGCGACAAGCACCCGGUGGAGUGCGGGCCGCUCGCCAGCCCACUGGAAGGCAUCAUCCGCAGCCUGAUCUCCAGCCAGACCUGGAGCAACCUCAGCUCCUUCCUGAGGAACAACCUGAAGGUGGACGUGCGCGGCGACCCCGUGGGCUUCCUGGAGGCCCUGUCCCGAGCCGUGACGAGCAGCGGAGACCUGCAGCUGAUGUUCAACACCGUGACGCCCAUGCUGAGCGUCCUGGGCGUGCAAGGCAGCACCCUGCAGGCCGUGUCGUCGGCGGGGCGCUUCAUGCAAGCCGUGCUGGGCUACGACACCGCCGAGAUGGACAACCUGCGCAGCCUCCCGGGCAACCUCAUGGACCAGAUCGGCACGCGCCUCUACAGGCGCGUGGUGCAGAAGAUGGAGGAGGUGAACAGCUUCCUGCUGGAGGAGGCCGCUUCCACGCUGGGCAUGCAGCAGCAGCAGGAUCCUCGGCAGUUCUGCCAAGAAGCUGACUUAAGACAGCUGCUUCUCUGGGGUGUAAUGAAUAACAUCACCUGGGACCACCAAGGGAUGGGCUUCAGUCUCCAGGAUCUCCUUUCCUUGCUGCUCUUUGCCGCCUGCGAUGACGAAGCACUUUCCGAAAGCCCGGAUCAGCACACACGCGACUCCCUCGCCAAGGGGCCCCGUUCUGCCUCCAAGUUCUUUGACAACGACCAAGCGCAGGGGCAGAGGACUGUGAAAAAGCAGUGCGGUAGAGAGUCACCUUACUCGGGCUCCAUGGCCCAGUCCGUUUACUGCAGCGUCUUCAGCGCUGUCAUGAGCGACGCAAACUUCGAGGAUGCCUUUGCAGCGUGUCGAAAUGUUUCCCGGAUGUCGGACAUGUCAGAACACUUUGGCAUUGUGUACACGUGCGGCUGGGUCAGUCUGGUUCGUUUCAACGAGUCGAUUUGCAAUGGGGACGGUUUUUCGGAGGCCAGCACUAGCCCUGGUCAUUGGCUGCAAGCUCGCUGCAGUUACCUGCAGCGCGAGAAGGUACACGGAGGAACGGAAAGCGGCUUCAUAUGCGACAACAUACUGUGGUUUGUGAAGCCGUUUGGAUUCAGUGUCUUAGACUUUUGCUUCGAUCAAAGCCCAGCACGUUUCAUCAGCGCCAUUUGCUCCUACCCUCAUCCCACGGAUUACAAUGUCUCUGUCCUGGUUAAAUACUGCAAUCGGGAAAGUAACGUCACAACAAAUUCCGGCAGUGAGUUUUUUGUGAAGGAACUAGAAGAGAUUACUUUGCACUGUCAGGACCUGAACGUCGUCGCAAAACGCAACUUCAGCUACAACGUCGUUGAAAUCUGCAACGUUUACAUGUGGUGGGCAGUACGAAAUGUUUUCUGUGCAAACAAUAGCCUCCUUGAUAACUUACAGACGGACCUUUCGUGGCUGAACGCAUUCUGCAGAAGCCCUCAAGCAGAAACCACCAUGGCCCACCUGGUAGCCAACAUGUCCACGGGAGCACUGUCGGCACAUACUGACACCAUAAGGAAGUUUAUUUCAAGAGGUUUCAAUGACACAACUGAGACACACUUCUCCGUACCCAAUUCUACCACCAUUGCAUCGACAAAUAUAACCCAAGGGGAGGAGGCUCUUGCCCGUGGCCUCGACUCACUUGCGUACAACGGCUCGGACACUUACCACGGUCCGCUAAGACGGAACCGUCUGCCCCGUAACACGUCCGUCGGGGGCAAAAACGCGAGGGAGUCUCCCCCCAGGCAAGACUCUUCGGUGAAAACGUGCGUGAGGCUGCCAUCGCUGCUCAAAAACCUGGUGUCCCUCGUCUGGAGCGACGGCACGGGCUUCGCCGCCGAGCCCGAGAUCGCGACCGCCUGGCUGCGUCUCGCCACCGAGGACAUUGGGCAGCAGCUGGUGGAGGACAUCGACGAGGCCAUCUUCCUGCUCAGCCUGCUGAGCAGCAACGCGUUCCAGGCGUACGCCAAGCCCACUGCCUCGCUCAGCAUCCUCCAGUCGAUCAGCGGCUUCCUGCACAGCGUUCCUCCCGACAAGGGCUACCAGCUGCUGUCCUGCUUUGGGGGUACUUUGUGGAAUUUAAUGUUUUACGCAGAAAACUCCUCGGAAAUUCUCUUCCUUUUGCAGGAGUACCUGCGCCUGCCCAGCCACGCGAUGGAGACGGUGCUAUUCUCCAGCGAUGACCUGACCGUGCGAUACUUCCUCUCCGAGCUGCGCCAGGCCUGGCACGACCUCUCCGUGGAGGAACGCUCGGAUCACUUGCUGAAGCCCAUGGUCGGCGCACUGCUGCGCCGCUUCCACAACCUCACGGAGGACAUCUUCCUGGAGAUGGUGCAGCUGCUGCCGUACCUGAGUCCCGCCGACAUCACCGCCUUACCGGCCGCGCUGCUCGAGAGCCCCAGUGUCCUCACCGCGGCGCUGGCGUCUUGCUCGGUGCUGCGCAAGGAGCAGAGGCAGGCGCUAGCGCGCCGCGUCGCACGCCGGCCCGGCGGCGUGGCCGGCUGGUCCCCGCAGUUCCUCGAGUCACUCGCGCCGCUGCUCACCAGCCUCCCCAUCAGCUACUUCGUGCAGCUCACCGACCAGCAGGUGCUGUCGGUGGUGAGCCUGCUGGGCAGCAGCUCGGCGGACUCGGCGCACUGGCGGCACGUGAGCCACGUGGCUCUCAACGGCAACACCGGCAACCUCACGGAGAGAGACGUCCACAGGUUUGGCAGGGUGCUGUGUUACACAAACACAGAGGACCUGGCGCAGUUGAUGGGGAAUCAACCCGUCUUCCGGAGCGUCCUUCAAGCCCUGAUCUCCUGCAUAGAGAAGGGCGCCAUUGACAUUGACGGCAAGCUCGCGUUCUUCAUCGCCAAGAACCUUGGCGUCGCUGUGGCCACAGAGCUGACGCAGGAUGAUCUGGCAGAGAUGGCCUACCUCCUGCCAGCCCUGGGGUUGGCGUAUACGCAGCAGCUGCCCAGCCAGCUGGUGCAAGCCAGCGCUCGCCACAUCAACUCGAUCACCUACGCUCCGGCACAGGCUCGAGUGCUUGCUGAAAAAUUCAUUCACGAGAGACAACUGACGGCGCAGGUCGUGGGGCAGCUGGGCAGCCUGGUGUGUGGGCUCCCGCCAUCUGUGCUGCGCACUCUGCCCCCGGCGGCCCUCACCCAGGGCUGGCCGGCGGUGAGGCCCCACGCUGGCUGCCUGCGUGCCGCACAGAGGACGGCCAUCAUCUCAACAUUCAGGCGCUCCAAGAUCGACUGCCUGGAGUGGAUCGCGCGACUCGGCCUCCUGCUGUCUGAUCUGCCGUUGGUUGACCUGGACUUCCGCUACCCGGCGCAUGCUGCCAGGCUUCCGGCACUCGCCGACAUAAACUGGACUCCUCACCAGGCACAGUCCCUUUUCAGAAGGAUUCUCAAGGGGCACAGUGGAAAACUGAAAAAGGAAUUUAUACUGUCUCUGGGGACGGUUUUUCAAGGUGUGGACUGUGAGACUUUGAUGGAAUUUUCCCAGGAUCCUGAGUUUAUGGGUUUGGUGCAUCACCUGUUGUUGGUGGCGGAGGUGGUCAGGACAUCUCUGUGCAAGUGCAUUGUGGCUUGGAUUGAAAACAAAUCUGAAAUAACCGUGGAAGAAAUCAUCUUGAUGGGACCUCAGCUUGUCAUGGAAUUGCCGAUGAAAACGUUGUCCUCAUUUCCCAGCAAAGCAUUCAAGAUGGCUGUGGACAUCAUCACCCAAAACCAAAUUCACUUCCUCAAUCUGGAACCGUCCAAGCAGAGGCAGCUGACAAAAACAAUCUUGGAGCAGAUGCCGCUGCCAGCCAUUGUGCAGAUUGGCGGCGAGUACCUCGACUUGCUGGGCUUCCUCGUGGGCUUCAUGGAGGAGGAAGUGUUGCGCAGGAUGUCUCGCCCAGAGCUGCUGUUGCGGUUGGGCGAGCUGCACGGGUACUGCCUCCCGGCCCCAACGCUUGAUGCCCUGGGUCUCAUCCUCACGCAGAAUGAUGCCCUCGGGGGUGCUGACAUGUGGAGUCUGGCUACCGUGGAGCAGCUGGGGAGGUUGGUUCUCGCCCUGCCUCUGGAAGACAUCUACCAGCUGCCCAAGGAGGUGCUGAGUAUGGAGGUGGUGGAGUUCGUGCUGCGGGCGCAGUGGCGUUGGGAGGCAAGCGCCGUGGGAAGGGCGUGCACGCAUCGCCUCGGCGAGAGGGCCCGACUGGGCCUGCUCAGCAAGGCUCGCGCUCUCGCCGAGCGGAGCUCCCACAUGGAGCACGGGCAGCGUGGAGCUCCGACGUGCGCCGACGUCAAGGCCACAUUCCCCGCGGUGUGGACCCCGGGCCAGCUGGUGCGGAUGUCUGGGAAGGAUUUCUACGACUGCCUGGAGACACUGGGGGCCGACGAAUACCUCUCGCCCGAGCAGCUGACGGCCAUAAUGCAGAGAGUGGGACAGUUGCAUGGCGGAGCAGCGCGGCUGCCCCCCGCGAUUAUUCAGCAGCUGGGCCGCGCUGCGACGCGUCUCACCCCGCGCGAGCUGCUUGAGCUGGACCUCACCGACCCGGCCGCCCUGGCCUCACUGGGUGCCCUCGAGGGAUGGGACCGCAAACAGUUGGUGGCAGGUUUCCGGAGUUUCGUACAAAGGAGUGGGUCAUCGGUGGCGGAGAUGGACUCGACCGAUCUGGUGAUGCUGGGACACUUCAUCUGCGGCAUGACGCCGACCGACAUCUCGCGCAUCAACGCGCGGCAGUACAGUCGGGCAGCCCUGGCGAUCGGAAGGCUGAGCCUGCGCUGCACAGAGGCCCAGCUCAACUCCUUGGUCAAGGUGGCAAUGAGCUCCUCAGCCUUUGGCCUCCCAAGCAACUGGGGUCUGGAGGUGUUCACGGAGAUCGGGUCUGUUGCAGUUGGUCUCCCCGAUGUGGUCCUGUCGGCCUUGGUCAAAGAACAAAUCGAGGGCCUCACAUCGACUGCCAUUGCAAUUAUGCCUCCACGGAAAUUUGCUGUGGUGUUCGAGGUGAGCAGCCUGCAGCACUUCACGGCGGCGCAGGCGGAGGCGGUGACGGACGAGCAGCUGGAGCAGCUGUCGCCGCUGCAGCGGCACGCGCUGCUGAACGUGCGGCACAGCGGGGAGGCGGUCCCCGACGGACGGGGUCGUUCAUCUGGUCGCCUUUUAAGGUCCCUCACUCCCAUGACUACCACACUGCUCGUGGCUUUGUGUUUAUACUGACUGGUUUACAGCUUGCAGCGAACAAGCAGCCUAAAUGCAAGCAUGACAAUGCCUGUGGUUGAUAUUUUCAACAAACGAACCGUGGUGCUGUAAAAUGUGAUUUUAAACAUGUAUUUAGACUUGGACAUUUUCAUUCUUCUUUGGCACGACUGUAAAUAACUUUGGCUGAGUUUUAAUUAUCAUUUUGUGUUCUGCAGUAAGCAAGGCUGAUAGUCGACACAUCAGUGAAUAUUUAUUAAGCUCGCGAUACAUGCGAUUCACGCGUGUAAGAAUCCAAGUUUUUGAUUUGUAGUAACGCGCGCUGAACCUGGCAACUCGGGUUCAUUCUUGGCUACGGCUAACACCAGGGUUGUGUGAUAUCUGAACCAAUCCUGGGCUCCCGACACCUUCACCAAUGUGUACUGGUCAGCGUAGAGAAGUAUGGUCAAACAGCCUCCUAUGAUCGUGAUGGAGCAAGGAAGCCUUCAUCAGUGAAUUGAGAAAGGGCUGAAAAUGUUUAAUUAGGUUUCAAUUAGUUCACAUGAGCCCCUGCAGCCACCAGUGGCUGCUACAUUGACCACAGAGUAAAACAAAAAAAUGUAUUAUUCAUCUAAUCACAACAAAUCAUCAAAUUGUGUGCAGAGGUGAACCGUUAAACUCCUAGCUGACAAGUGCCGGUGCUUCCUAUGUAAAACAGUGCCGUUUGUAAGGGCGGCACCACCAUUGAGUGACCCGGGUGGAUCGUUGAGGCUGAUUUCCAGCAUUGAGCUCGACUGAAGAGAAUGGAUAUAUGUCGUGCAGUCGUUGGUUGGCUCGUGUGUGUGUGUGUGUGCACGCGCUUCACCUCACCAUCUGUCCACCACUGCGUAAUCUCCUGUGUGCUCACAUCUUAUUGGUGGCUGUGUCUACAGUAGAUUCUUGACACGACGAGCCCAACAUUUAAGCUUUAUUUGCAGGACUUCCGUAAAAGGAAGCAUGUUAAAUGUUUUGCAAAAAAAAAAGCAAACGCCACUUUGUCUUGAUAUUAAGACGGUUGUUUUGUAUUGCUGUUUUUCUUCCAAGUGCAUGUUUGAAUUUGUAAUUAAAAUGUGACCUAGCAAAUUUA
Messenger RNA from Petromyzon marinus (sea lamprey), 7255 nucleotides. RefSeq names its product stereocilin (gene STRC). The record is from RefSeq and is a predicted model, not a curated record. Gene Ontology annotation, biological process: cell-matrix adhesion. NCBI's taxonomy places the organism in Eukaryota, Metazoa, Chordata, Hyperoartia, Petromyzontiformes, Petromyzontidae. Gene Ontology annotation, cellular component: kinocilium; cell surface; stereocilium tip.